Messenger RNA from Elephantulus edwardii (Cape elephant shrew), 528 nucleotides. RefSeq names its product methyltransferase-like protein 7A-like. Lineage: Eukaryota; Metazoa; Chordata; Mammalia; Macroscelidea; Macroscelididae. The transcript is spliced from 3 exons. Gene Ontology annotation, molecular function: S-adenosylmethionine-dependent methyltransferase activity. The record is from RefSeq and is a predicted model, not a curated record. Bases 1 to 528 code for a protein of 175 amino acids.
AUGAUGUUGUCAAUUUUAAAAGUGGGCUGUGGCACCGGGGCCAAUUUCAAGUUUUACCCACAUGGAUGCAGGGUGACCUGUAUUGACCCCAACCCCAACUUUGAGAAGUUCUUGAUCAAGAGCAUCGCGGAGAACCGGCACCUGCAGUUCGAGCGCUUCGUGGUGGCUGCCGGGGAGAACAUGCACCAGGUGGCCGACAACUCCGUGGACGUGGUGGUCUGCACCUUGGUGCUGUGCUCGGUGCAGAACCAGGAGAAGAUCCUCCGGGAGGUAUACCGAGUGCUGAGGCCGGGAGGAGCUUUUUAUUUCAUGGAACAUGUGGCAGCCAAGCCUUCGACCUGGAACUACUUCUGGCAACAGGUCCUGAAUCCUGUCUGGUUCCUUCUGUUUGAUGGGUGCAGUCUGACCAGGGAAAGCUGGAAGCCGCUGGAGCGGGCCAACUUUUCUAAGCUGAAGCUGCAACACAUACACGCCCCGCUGACCUGGGAGCUGGUGCGGCCGCACAUCUUCGGAUAUGCUGUGAAGUAG